AUGAAUAAAAAAUUAAAAUACAUAAAAAAAAUUGCAAAGAAUACAGAAAAGAAUAUGGUUAGUAAUUUAAAACUAAGUGAUAACAUGAAUAAGGAUACAAAUUAUAAAAGUAGUAUAAACAAAGAAAAAGAUAUAAAUUAUAUUAAGAAUAUAACAAAGAAUUCAAAUAAAAAUGAAAAUGAAGAGAAAUCUAAAGAAGAGGUAAAUGAAUAUUAUAAAGAAAGUAACGAAGAUAUAAAUAAUGAACAUUUAGAUAAAAAAAAAUAUAUUAUAAAUGGUGAUUCCUUUAAAAAUAUAAAAAAUGUAAACCAUAAUACUUUAAUUUUUGAAGAUAAAACGAAGGAAUUGGAACAUUCUGUUGAUCAUUUAGAAACUAAAUUAACAAAUAAUAAAACAAACAUUUAUUUGGAUAAUAAAGAAGAAGAUAAACAACAGGAAAGAGAAGAUAUUAUAAUGAAAAAUAGUAAACAGUUAAAAAAAGAAAAAAAAAAUAAAAGAAGUUUUAAUGUAAAAAGUAAUGAAAAAAUGAAUUAUAAUAAUAUAGAAUUUAGUGAAAUUUGCACAAAUGAAGAUGAAUUAGAUAGCAAUUAUUAUGAUAAUAAUACCAUGUUAAAAAGUAAUAAUAUGAAGGAUAUGUUCAAACCUAACGAAUGUAGCAAUAUCAAUUAUAUUGAUUCAAAUGAUAGUAUCACUGAUGAAAAAAAAAAAUUAAAAGAAUUUGUCAAUAAUAAAAAAGAAACUGAUGAAGAUUAUGUUAAAAUUUUAUCUUUUAUGAAUAAUUACAAUGGUAAUAUAGUUAAUUUAAACAAUAAUACUAAUACUACUACUAAUAAUAAUACUACUGCUAAUAAUGAUACUACUGCUAAUAAUAAUACUACUGGUAAUAAUAAUACUAAUAAUAAUAUCAAUACUAAUACUACUACUAAUAAUAAUAAUACUAAUAGUGAUACUACUACUACUACUACUACUACUAUUAAUAAUAAUAAUAAUAAUAAUAUUACAACUACUAAUAAUAAUGAUGAUAAUGAUAAUAAAGAAGCAGAAAAUAAUAAAAGUAAAAAUGAUAUACAUGAUAUUUAUAUUAGGAAUAUUGAAGAAAAUAAUGAUGAUUUAAAUUUAAAAAAAGUAAAUGAAAAUAAUAUAAGAGAAGAUAAUAAAUGUAACCAUAAUAUUGGAAUAAAUAAUGAAUAUAAUAAUGAUGACAAAAAUAAUGAAACAAAUAAUCAUAAUAAUGAAAUAAAUAAAAAAGAUAAUUUAAAAAAUAUUGAGACAUUAAAUAUAAUAGAUAAUAUAAAAAAUGAAGAUUCAAUUUUAAAUGAAAAAAUGAAAAAAUUUAUUAAUGAUGAUAAAAAAAAAGAAAUAGAAAAUUUGAAUAUGAGUGAUACAGAAUUAUUGAAAACUAUGAAUUAUAAUAACAUUCCUCAAAAUUGUGAAUAUGAAGAAGUUUUAACUAAUAUAAUUCAAUUUAAUAAGGAUAAAGUUGAAUUAAAUUUAAAUAGAGGAGAAAUUUAUUUAAAUGAAAGUGAGUAUACGUUUACUUCAUACUUUUUAUUAAGUAGUGGUUUUAGAUUUUAUCCUAUUGAAGAAAUUAAAAAAAAAAAAAGAAAAGAAUUUUUAAAAAUAGAAGAAUUAAAUGAUAUGAAAAGAAGAGUAAAAUGUGAUAAUAAAAAGUGGGAAAUAAAAAAAGAAGACAAAUUUUCACAGGAGGUAAAUGAGGAAAGUAAUAAUGAUUAUGUGAAAAAAGAAGAGUUAAUAGGAAAAGAUAAUAUUAAUAAAAAUAUGGAAACAAAUUAUGAAAAUAUAAAAAAUGAUGAAAAAGAAGAUAAUAUAGAAGAAAAGAAGAAAAAUGAACUUUUUGAUGAAAUUUUAACAAAUUUAAAGAAUGAUUUUUAUAAUCAAAUUUUAAAUAUAGAAAAUAAUUUUAAAAAUUUAGAUAAUAAAAUAGAAAAUAAUAAUUCUUUUAAUUUUCAUUGUAUAAUGGAAAAAUUAAAGAAUAGAAAAUAUAAUAAUGUUUUAUAUAUUUAUAAUGAUAUAUAUUUAUAUUUAAAUAAUUUAUUAUAUUUAUCAAAACCUUCUAGUUACAUAUGGAUGAAAUUACAUGAAUUAUCUACUCAAAUAACUAAUACUAUUUACAAUAUACAGCAAAAAAAAGAGCAUUUAUGGAAUAAAAAAAUGCAUAAUUCUCAAAAUGAAGAAAUAAAUGAAAGAGAAAAAAAAAAAGAAGAAAUAGAAAUAGAUAAGCAAAAAAACGAUCAAUCUAUAAAUGAAGAAGAGAAAAUGGCAUUUCAAUUACUACUUAGUAAAUUGCAUCAAGAUAUACAUUUUGAAUUAUUUAGAAAAUUUAAAAAUAAGGCUGUAUGGAAAACAUUAGAAGGAGGAGAAAUAGAAUUAGAUGAUAAAUCAACAAAGGCUUAUGUUUUUAGAGAUAUGUAUAAAUGGUGUAAAGCUCAAUUAGAUAUAAGAAGUAAAAAAAGUGACGCAUCUGAAAGUGAUUCUUCAAAAGAUUCUUAUUAA
Messenger RNA from Plasmodium gallinaceum, 2514 nucleotides. RefSeq names its product conserved Plasmodium protein, unknown function. Lineage: Eukaryota; Apicomplexa; Aconoidasida; Haemosporida; Plasmodiidae. The transcript has 3 exons. The record is from RefSeq and is a predicted model, not a curated record. The coding region runs from base 1 to 2514 and encodes 837 amino acids.